This is a messenger RNA of Mesocricetus auratus (golden hamster), 5590 nucleotides long. RefSeq names its product kelch like family member 32 (gene Klhl32). Gene Ontology annotation, molecular function: protein binding. The coding region runs from base 374 to 2236 and encodes 620 amino acids. Lineage: Eukaryota; Metazoa; Chordata; Mammalia; Rodentia; Cricetidae. The transcript is spliced from 11 exons. The record is from RefSeq and is a predicted model, not a curated record.
GGAGGGGAGAGCGGGGUCCGGCUGCACGCGCCACCUGCGGGGCUGCCUGGCUUCCUCGUUCUGGGGACACAGUUUCCCCGCGGGAGUUCGGGAGCGCGCCGGCUAGCGCGCACACAGGCUCGCAUCCACACACCAGCCAGAGCGCCCGAUCAUCACCGCUGCAGCUCCGGCCGGCCGGGCAGACCGAGCUGCUGCAGUUUUCCCUGAGCCCAGAGUCGAGGGCAAAGCAGAGCCAUUGUGCCUCGGAGAGAGCCAGGCGCCCGCCGGCCCCCUUGGGUAUCAAGCCCAGCAGACUGCUCCUCCCGCAUCGGCUGGAAUGCUUGCGGAUUCUUCUGGAAACUUCUAAACCUGACUCUGAGGACCCAGCUGAAAAAUGCCUUCGGAACGCUGUCUCAGUAUUCAAGAAAUGCUGACGGGCCAGAGGCUGUGCCACUCAGAAUCCCACAACGACACUGUCCUCGCAGCACUGAACCAGCAAAGAAGUGAUGGCAUUCUCUGUGAUGUGACCCUGAUUGCUGAGGAACAGAAAUUCCAUGCUCACAAGGCCGUCCUUGCGGCCUGCAGUGACUACUUCCGGGCAAUGUUCAGUCUUUGUAUGGUGGAAAGUGGAGCUGAUGAAGUAAAUUUACAUGGUGUGACCAGCCUGGGCUUAAAGCAGGCUCUGGAGUUUGCAUACACAGGACAGAUUUUGUUGGAGCCAGGAGUGAUCCAGGAUGUGUUAGCAGCUGGCAGUCACCUACAGCUGUUGGAGCUUCUCAAUUUGUGUUCCCACUAUCUCAUCCAGGAACUAAAUAGCUUUAAUUACUUGGAUCUGUACAGACUCGCUGACCUCUUUCACCUCACUUUGUUGGAGAAGGCGGUGAUUGAUUUCCUAGUGAAGCAUCUCUCAGAGCUCCUGAAGAGCCGCCCAGAGGAUGUCCUCACGCUGCCCUACUGCCUGCUUCAGGAGGUGCUGAAGAGUGACCGCCUGACUUCCCUGAGCGAGGAGCAGAUCUGGCAGCUAGCUGUGAGGUGGCUGGAGCACAACUGCCAUUACCAGCAUUUGGACGAGCUCCUGCAGUACAUCCGCUUUGGCCUCAUGGAUGUGGAUACUCUCCACACGGUUGCCCUAUCCCACCCCCUGGUCCAGGCCAGCGAGACCGCAACUGCCCUUGUCAAUGAGGCCCUGGAAUACCACCAAAGCAUCUAUGCACAGCCCGUGUGGCAGACCCGCAGGACCAAACCGCGGUUCCAGUCAGACACACUCUAUAUCAUUGGUGGGAAGAAGCGUGAGGUCUGUAAAGUCAAGGAACUUCGGUACUUCAACCCGGUGGACCAGGAGAACGCCCUCAUAGCUGCCAUCGCCAACUGGAGUGAGCUGGCUCCCAUGCCCGUGGGAAGGAGUCACCACUGCGUGGCAGUCAUGGGGGACUUCCUGUUUGUAGCAGGAGGGGAAGUGGAGCAUGCCAGUGGCCGGACGUGUGCAGUGAGGACUGCCUGUCGCUAUGACCCUCGCAGUAAUUCCUGGGCAGAGAUAGCACCCAUGAAAAACUGCCGAGAGCAUUUUGUGCUGGGCGCCAUAGAUGAAUACCUCUAUGCAGUCGGGGGCAGAAAUGAACUGCGCCAGGUUCUGCCCACGGUCGAACGGUACUGCCCCAAGAAGAACAAAUGGACUUUUGUGCAGUCCUUUGACCGAUCCCUUUCGUGUCACGCUGGAUAUGUGGCUGAUGGUCUUCUUUGGAUAUCAGGUGGAGUAACUAACACGGCACAGUAUCAGAACAGACUGAUGGUUUAUGAACCCAACCAGAAUAAGUGGAUAAGCCGUAGCCCCAUGCUACAGAGAAGGGUCUACCACUCCAUGGCUGCUGUCCAGAGGAAGCUUUAUGUUCUUGGAGGCAAUGACCUAGACUACAAUAACGACCGGAUUCUUGUGCGCCAUAUAGAUUCUUACAACAUUGACACUGACCAGUGGACACGCUGUAAUUUCAACUUGCUGACUGGCCAGAAUGAAUCUGGAGUUGCUGUCCACAAUGGGAGAAUAUAUUUAGUUGGUGGAUAUUCAAUUUGGACAAAUGAGCCUCUGGCUUGUAUCCAGGUAUUGGACGUAAGCAGAGAAGGCAAAGAGGAGGUGUUCUAUGGACCUACCCUUCCCUUUGCUUCGAAUGGGAUAGCAGCCUGCUUCCUUCCGGCUCCGUAUUUCACAUGCCCGAACCUUCAGACUCUUCAGGUGCCUCACCACAGGAUCGGCACGAUCUGAAAAGCCAGUGCUGUUUGACAGCAUCAGCAGGAGCCCAGAUGAGAACUUGGCAUCUGGGUACAGGGCUGGAACCUCCUCAGUGCUCAGUGCUUCCCCCGUCGUGUUUUACAGGUCUAAACUUGUGAUAAAUUCUAGCAAAAAAAAAAAAAAAAAAAAAAAGAACAAUUUUCUAAAGCUGUCGAGAAUUCGUCACUUCUUUUCGGUGUAUGUUAACACACAAUAUGUGUAACUCUUGUUGCGGUGCACCUUACUGCCAUCCUACUGGCAGUAUUGUUUCGUGGGUCUUUAAAACAUCCUUGUGCUGAUCAGAGCCGUGCAGGAUCACGUGACACUGUUAGUAAGGCACCUUUCACAGGUGCCAUCGGUUUUCUCAUAACCUUCCUGUACUUUGGCCUUUUAUGACUGGAACAUCACAGUACCAUUUUUCAAAGCUUGCCGUUCCUCAGAAGAGGGUAGGCCGGCCAGCAUCAUGAGCUCCAAGUGCCAUACUUUAUUCGAGGUGAUAGGAGCAACGGGCUUGGAAAAGUUAGAGUUCCAACCAACCUGGCUUACUGCCACUACUUUUAAUAAUGCAGUUUCUUUUUGGUCUAGAGUUUUGGGGGUUGCUUUAUUUACGACUAAAAAUAAAACAAAUCAUCUUAAUAAUCAUACUUUAGCAUAAAUGCAACAUAUUUGUUUUUUCUAAUCUUGGCCAAGACUUGAGGUCAUUUGUAUUAAAAGGCUGUUCAGCCAUUUUAGCAGUGCUUAUGUCAUAGAAAUUGUCUCUUCUACUCAUGUAACUGCAUUUUUUUAAAUCAUCAGAAGCAAAUGGAAAAAGUAACCCUUUUCCUUUUGUUCAAGGUGGCUUCCAUUGGCCCUGUAGUGAUGGUGGCUUCCAACUCAUGAUCCUCCCAAAUAAAGCCAUCUGUUUACAUUAGCAAAUUCGCCAACUUUAAGCACAGUUGUAAGAUACCUAAAGCACUGUUCUAAAAACAUGAACGACCUGGUCACUGGGUUAAAGGACAGGGAGUGAUAGAAAGGGUGAAGAGGGACAUUAACAAACACAACUCCAGAUAGCAGCAACAGUCGGUGCAGAGAGGGGGUGCGAACACUUCUAAAACCUGCCUAUGCAUCUUCAGAAAUAAACUUACAAGUUCUGUCAGGAAAGUACGUUCCUGUCCUGCUGAAUUCUUGCAACACAGACCCAAAUAACAAGUGUUUCAGACUUACUGACCAUUUUAGUUGGUAUAUGAAUCUUCUCCCUAGCAGUUUUGCCUUGUGAAACCACUAAAUAAAUCAUGUUGUAAUAAAUAAGUCAACAAACAAAUAGUUAGGUUCCCAGGUCCUAUACCCUGAAUGAAGGGAAAUGGCUUAAAAAUGAACUUACCCAACUGAAACACCUUAGACUUUAUGUAUUCAUUUCUAACGAUUCAGCAUAAACUACCAGUUUCUCCUUGAUGGCCUUCAUGGUACACUUUUUGCAGAGUGAGUGUGGACAUAUUCUUCAUAAUCAAGAACAACAUCAAAACUAUUAUACUGCUUCACUAAAAAGAAAAAGGAACGAGAUUGCACAAUUGAAUCCAUUUCCUCGAAAUCAUCUGCAAUGAGGAAAAAAAUCUGAGAUUAUAUUUCAUGUAUAUUAUAAGCAAAUCUCAUCCAAAAUACUCAACUAUAUACCUAGGUACUACUCAGUUGUAGCAUUGAAUAGUAAUUUGUCUUCUAUUUUUCAAUCCUCCAAAUUAGAGGCCGUAUUUUAUUUUCCAUAUAAGACCAAAAGACUUUGAAGCAUUUAAGCAUCACUUGAGGAUUUUACUUUAAAACAUAAAACAAGUUUCAACACCAUUCUGUUGUGAAAGGAAAAGCUAGCAAGGACAUGGCUCUCCAUUUAGAAUGGAAGACACCAUAAAUCCCCCAAUCUUUAAAAAUACAAUGCCACCUCAAUUGUAAUUAUGGCACUUUUCGUACUUUCCUGUGUUGUGGGUUACCCUGCUCAAACACCCCUUGGGGGAGGGGGUGAGAAGAGGCGGCACCAGCCACUCAGGCACUGGGAGUCAGUGAGUAGCAGAGCAUGCUGCAGACUCGGUUACUAAGGAAGUUAGACCUGCCUUUAUGCCCCCUCCCAAGGUCCCAUUGGUCCCAUUGGCUCAGGUGGCUGACUCUGCUGUGUUGUCCUUUCCUCACUGGUGUCUCUGGGCCAGGUGUCUCUCCCUGUCAGCAGUCUCUGGGGGUAGAGGCAGGCUUGGCUCAGGGAGGAAGUGCCUGCUGAGCAUGGUCAUGCAGGCUGACCUGGGCAGCUGCGGCUUGGUGGACUGGCCAGUAGUUUCUCCUAUACUCUUGUUUCUUCACGCCUAAAGUAUAUGUGUAGCAUCCCCUUCAGCUACUGCAAAAGUGGAAUGGAAACCUUCAUUGUCCACAAAUUAUAAAUGCAAUAGGAACAAAACAGAUACUCUGUCUCCAGGUAACGUGGCUCAUCUUUAUUUUCAUUGUAUAAUCACUGACAGAAUGUAAGCCAAAUGCAUAUGUUAAAAUUUAUACACCUGUCUUUUACCUUUAUCAUAUGCAAACAACCUAUAAACUGCAUAUAAAAUAAUAUCUAUAAUACCUAACAAACUGGGUAACUAUCCGCACGACACAGUUCUAAGUAAGGCCUGAGUUUGUAGCCCAGUUGGUAGAGUGUGUGUCUGGCUUACAGGAGACUUGGGGUUCCUUUUGCAGUAUUGCAGCUGUGGGGCUCAUGCUUUGCAUCCCACUUUGCUUGGGAAGUGAAAGUCAGAGGAUCACAAUUCAAGGUCACUCUUGGCUCUCAAGAGACUUCACAGAAGCCAGCCUGAAACAGAUUCUGACCCUGUCUUUGACAAACGCAUAAAUAAAAUAAUAAAAUGGGUCAGUUAUAAUCAUCUGGUACCAAAUUAGGUAAGCUCACCAUACAGGUGAUCACAGUAAAAACACAGCUCUUUUAUUUAAUCAACAUAGAAAAGAAUAUGCUGUUUUGCUAGAAUCCUAGACUGAUUGUUUUAACCAAAUAAAAUACAUAGUUUUUACUGGCAUUUCACACUCUUGCUUGACUAGGCAAUAUAGUUGACUCCAAGAAGGUAGAUAUUUGGUUUUACUCAGUGCAGAAUAUGUAGGACAUAGAAAAAAGCAGAUUUCCUCAGGAGUUUCCCAAAAUACAGAAACAUAUCAGUUUUAUAUAAAAUCUUAACUGCCAAAGACCUUGUGAAAACUGAGUGUGGUUAUUCUGAUGUACAACUGUUAGUCCAUCACUCCAGGGGGGGGGGGGCUGAAGCAGGAGGAUUUUAUGUUUAAGGCUGGCCCAGGUAUACAUAGCAAGACAAUCAAACAAGAAAAGAAACAACAACAAAAUCUAACAAGAGA